GGGAUAGUAGUUAGUAAUCAGUAGCGCGAUCGAACCCUAAAAUCCAAGGAAGUCUGAUUUUGGUAAAUCAUACAAACAUCAACAGCAUUCUCUUUCUCAUUGAUUUUUUCGCCUUCGGCUCACGCAAGACGACAAGAUGAUGUCUUCCAUUGGUCACAACUACUGAAGUAUGCUGCAUUACGAAGCGAGACUGUUGCAGUGAAUGGUUUGUGAUCGGAGAGAUGGAAUUCAAAACGCGUGAUUACAGAGCCGAAGACAAAGUCUAUUCACUUACCCGAAUUUCGGUUUCUUCGCAUCCUCUCUGCUCGUCAGCAUCUUCAUCCUUAUUACAUACACAGGAUCAUGGGAGCACUGAAUUCUUUGAUCCAUUAAGGGGGCUAUCAACAGAAACGUUGGAGCCAGUUGAAAAUACGGCAGUUGCAGAAAAGCUUCCUGCUACCCAACCAACCUCUCAUCUCUCUUCAAAGAAGGAGUGGACAUCCUUUAAUAAGCUACUAAUGCAGAGAUUUCCUGUCCCAAAAAUGAUUUCAGUUUCUUCGUUUUCAAGCAAAACCAUAAAAGGCGGCAAGGCAAGUGGAGAACUAUCAUCAAAUAUUCAGUCAGAUGAAUUGAAUGAUUCUCAAAAGUUGAAGGAAGGAGGAUUCAAGAUUGUUAGCCAGCAGGAGUACAUUAAACGGAUGCAUGGACUUAAAGAUGAGAUCAUGCGUUCUUGGCAUUCUGAUGAUCGUGUAACAACCUUAAAGUUGUCAAUUAAGGUUGCUAGGCUUCUGAUGGACACAUCUGUGGCACAAUUUUAUCCAACAUUAUUUGUUCUUAGUGCUGAUAUAAUGGACAUGCUUGGUGAUAUGGUAUGGGAUCGGAUUAAACAGAAAGCCGAGUUUGCAGAUGAUGGAACUAAAAUAUGCUCUUUAUCAGAUGACUUUGAUGCAAAUAGUAUAUGCUUUGAAGCUAAGGAGACAUGCAACAAUUGGUUCAGAAAAAUUGCUUCCAUCCACGAGCUUCUUCCACGCAUCUAUCUUGAGCUUGCGAUAUUGCCAUGCUGGCGAUUUUUGCAUGAUAAUGUGAUGGAUGACCUCAUGCGAUUGGUUACAAUGAUAAGAGGGGUUGCAGAUCCAUUAGCAUCAGCCUACUGUCGCUUCUUUUUGCUUCACUGUGCCCAAAAACUUCCCCAACUCGAUACAGGGCAUCUGAUAGCAUGCAUUAGUGACACAAAAGUUGUACUUACACGGAUUGUAUCCAUGAAAGAAACCAAGUAUGGGAACUUUUUGGGAGAUCGAAGGUUGGUUAUCAGCUUGAUGGAACCAACAAUUGAGUAUACUAUGAAAUGCAUUUUUAGGGACCCAAAUCAGGUUGCUGAUAUGAUUGUGAGACUUGGAUUAGGGAAUAAUUCUUUGGAGUUAUAUGGAGAAGUUCCUUGGAUAUCGAUUAUUCUCCAUUAUUUACUCAGGGAACUUCCAACUGAUGUAGUAUGUUCCAAUGCUGUAGAAUUUCUUCACCUUGUUGACUGCAGCUCUGAUUAUUCGUUUGACCAGUGUUUAAAUUACAAGGUGCUUGGGCUGAAGCUUUGCGAGGGAAUAUCUCAAGUGAACACAGUUGAUGUAUUAAUUGAUGAAGUAAUUCAGGUUGCUACAAAAAGAAAGAGCCUUGAUGAGUACUUGAAGAUCUUGGAUGCCUAUAUGGAUAUUACUCUUCAAUAUAAGACUGAUCAGUAUCUAAGCUCCAUUCUAAGUGAAAUAUUUGAGAGAUUAUGCAAUGAAGUGGUUACUGAAGAUGAACUAGCUAGCCUGCAAUCAAUUAUUGUGAAACUGGUCACACAUUUUGAUGAUAUGAAACAUGUUUUUGAUCUGAACUAUGUUGUUGACAUAUUAGAUGUAAUGCAUGGAAGCUCAAGAAGCAUUGUGAGUAUGCACAUCCUCAAUAAUGCCACAAGAAAUGAUGACAUCAGUGAUCCUACCACAAUAAAACUUCUUUUUGAUGUUGCCCAGUCUCUGCAUGAUAGUGUUGAUUUCUCAAGCACAAAACAGGAUGAUAAUCAACAAGCUGAGCGAUUAAUUGUUCGUUUUAUAGAUAAGGUUGACCAUGGUGUGGAUUUGGACCGAUAUUUGACUUUCUUGAUUGAGUGUCGUGGAGCUUUCAGCAGCAUGAAUGAUCUGAAGGAGAUUCUUGUUCAUUCCAGCAAUCUUUUAGCAACCAGAGCUUUAAGAUUGAGAGAGAAAAAAGAUACUUCAAAUUUUAUAAAAUCCUGCAUUACUUUUAAUGAAGUUACAAUACCCUGUAUUCCAUCUUAUUCCAGGCAGUUAAUCUUAUACCUUGAGACCGCAGAGGUUUCUUUGUUGGGUGGUUUGAUUUCUCAUUCAGAUGGGCUUUUAGACUCUGCUAUCAGCUGCUUACAAGAUGUUAACUUGGUAGAUGGCAUGCGUAAGAAUGAAGAUGCUGAUGGUAUUGUUUCCUUAAUGAGAAAGCUCUGCAGCUUCAUGCUUAUGGUUCCAGGUAAUUUGGAACAAGGAGUUACCUACAUUCCAAAGAACAUAUUAUCCUUGCUUGAUUCCCAAUCAUGGAUUACACCAAAAUUAAGGAUACGGGUUUUAUGUUCACUUCUUUCCUUAUCUGCAACAUUUUCUCAAAAUGAGCUCCCUUAUCAUCCAAUUCAUGAAGAGGUUUUUGGCAAUGACAGUUUAUUCUUUGGUGAUGCAAGAUACAGCCAAGAACUUGUAUCAUUAUCUACUCUUAUUCUUCAUAACAUGGUUGAUAUUAUUCCACAAGAAUCUUCACAGGCUACACGAGGAAACUUGGCACUUGAAGCUUGCAACUGUAUUGCCAUGUCUUUCAAUGUGAAUCAGGAGAUAUCUUCCGUAUGCUCUAAGUUGGUGGAGAUCGCCAGAUCAUGUCUUGGGCCUGCUGAUAAAUAUUUGCAAUCGACUAUCAAUUUUGUGCAUAAACAGUCCCCGGUGUCUGUUGGGGGAAAAUGAUUAUCGAUAUCUAUUUACACACUUUCAAAAAAUAUAUAUGUUUAUAAUAAGAACCAAGUUUUUUGUUGUAUGUAAUUGGGU
Molecule: messenger RNA, 3050 nt
Organism: Lactuca saligna
Lineage: Eukaryota; Viridiplantae; Streptophyta; Magnoliopsida; Asterales; Asteraceae
Source: the annotation of a GenBank genome assembly